UCCAUAAAUGUUAAGGAUGUGAGAGCUGUAUGCAAAACCAGGAUCAUUGAGUAUAUACCGGGAAAUCACCAAGAAAUGAGUCUAAUUUACAAUCAUUUAAAUGAAUGUGAAAAAUUUGCUUUUAGCUUCGAUAGUCGAUUUCUGAACUGGAAAAACUGCUCCGAUUUAUGCGUGAUAUUGAAAAUAAAUGAUCGUCUUGGAGGACGUCGUCGUGAAGGCUAUCUGCGCGGUUGUAUGUCUGAUAUCAUCCACUAUAAUCAAACACUGGCUGUAUUAGGUGUUACAAAUACGUGUGCUAUUGUAGGUUUGCGCGACUUAUUUGUAUCCAACGAAAGGCAUUUGUUCGAGAGUACCGAUCGAGUACAAUUAUGUGCGUGUCACAAAGACUUCUGUAACUCAUCGCCUUCUAUAAUAUCCAUUCACUUUUUAGUGUUUUUGGUCAUUGUUUUGAUUGAAUUUUCAUGA
Thelazia callipaeda (thelaziosis nematode) is the source of this 465-nucleotide messenger RNA. The record is from the annotation of a GenBank genome assembly. Lineage: Eukaryota; Metazoa; Nematoda; Chromadorea; Rhabditida; Thelaziidae.